This is a messenger RNA of Sycon ciliatum, 1282 nucleotides long. Its product is annotated as inactive serine protease PAMR1-like. Bases 1 to 474 code for a protein of 157 amino acids. Gene Ontology annotation, molecular function: protein binding. NCBI's taxonomy places the organism in Eukaryota, Metazoa, Porifera, Calcarea, Leucosolenida, Sycettidae. The transcript has 4 exons. The record is from RefSeq and is a predicted model, not a curated record.
AUGCCAUUCAACUGCAGUGCCAGUCUGGCUACCUGCCCUGCCUGCGUUCCAGCCUGUGGCUGUAUCCUGCCAUCACAGCGCUGCGACGGUGUUUGGUACGACUGUGCUGAUGGCUCUGAUGCACAGUACUGCCCAGGCAAGGUCACACCAGCUCCAGGUCAAACCGACUGCCAGGUCCUGUCACCACCGGCACUGGGCUCAAUGACCGUGAACGGCUUGAUGUUCAGCAACACGACCACGUUUGUGUGCACAUCUCCCUAUGUCCUUAUGGGCUCGGCCGUGCGUACUUGUGAAAUCAACGGCCAGUGGAGCGGUGUGCAGCCAGCUUGCGUCCUGACGACUGCUGCUCUGAGUGCGGCCAGUGACGAGCUAGUCAAGGACUCCGUCUCAGAACGCAUGACACAAACGUCUCCCGCUCCAUGCCCAUUGUUGGAGCGACAGUCCUGGAAUCCAGAGUUGCAAGUGAGGUGGUGAUACGGCAAGCAGACGGUGGCAAAGUACGGCUUAAAAGCUCUACAUCUGGCAAGUGGCCGGCAUACCACCCCAAUGGACAUCGGAACAGUACACGUAGAGUAGCAUCUCUACGUGACAGGGUAUGAGCGCAAGUGAGUUCUUAUGCUCUACUAAUGUGCAUUGAUUCUGUGACUAUAGUUGGUGUACAGAUCUCAUCACAUGUGCCUUAGGUGGGAUUUGCUAUUGUCACUGUAAAAUUCAGCCCUAACAAACAGUGUGAUGGAUGAAUUUGACUCCAGGUAUCUGCUUUUGGGAAUGCCAUGUAUGCAUGUCUGGCGUGCUGCUGCUAUAAUGUUGUGGCAGCAGCAUUUUGGUGCGAUGGACUGUUCUUGUAACGGUGUACCUACCCAUUUGCUGUUGCCGGAUGCCGUGUUUUGUCAGUUGUGCCUGUUUGAAGGUGCCAGGCCAGCUUGUGUUGGUGCGUUCCCGUUAAGUUGCCAGGGCACCAUAUUUGUAACGGCGUUCCCGUUUUGCUGUUGUGGGGCUGUGUUUGUAUCGGUGUGUUCCCGUUGAAGUUGACGGGCACCACGUUAGUGGAUUGUGCCUGUUUGAAGUUACCAGGCCAAUCCUGUAACGCACACCCGUUUGCUGAUAAUUGGGGACAUGUUUGUCCAUUUUGCUCGAGAUUCACAUGGCUGCGCCAGUUGCCUUGUGCGGAUUAGACUGUUAUCUGGCACUAGUCUUGAUCUGUUUUAUUCAGAUUCAGAUCAGCUAUUGUUCCUAUACGAGAAAAUCUGUGGGUGCACAUCCAAUUCAUUUACAGAUUUGC